AUGGUUUCUGUAGGAGCAUCUUCAGUUCUGGGGCAGAACAAGGCUCUGAACUCUGGCUCUUCUACAUCUUUACUGGGACUGCCCUUCCUCCAGACCACUACUGACCCUGCACACCAGCUGCCCAGGGAGUGGCCUACAGCCCCUGUACUGACUACAGCAUUUCCUUCUGGCUGCUCCUUGGUGCUGUCUGCUCCCACUGAGACACCGUUAGUAACAUCAUUUGAGAGUCAUGGCCCAAGUGCCACUGGGACUGUCAAUAUCAUUCUGCAAGUCAGUGCAGAACCAGUGCUCAGCCAGGUUCCUCCCAGUCAGGUUUUUGUCCUGAAUCAGGCCCCUGUGAACUGGAGCACCCUGGGAACCAUCUCUGGAGCUGUGGAGGGUGCCCCUACCCUCCUCUUGGCAGCUCCUGCUGUGCACACUGUUACGCGUGCUCCAAACAUCGAGGUGUCCAAGGCCAAGGCCUCGCUCGACGACUCCUGCAACCCCAGGAGUGUUUACAAAAACUUCCAACGCUGGCAGCGCUUCAAGACCCUGGCCAGGAGCCACCUGCCCCAGAGUCCUGAUGGCGAGGCUCUGUCCUGCUUCUUCAUCCCAGUGCUCCGGUCCCUGUCCUGCCUGACGCCUACCAUGUCGCUGGAAGAGGGCCUGUCCCAGGCCAUGCAGGAAUGGCAGCGCACAAGCUCCUUUGACCGCAGGAAAUACUAUGAGAUGGCGGCCAAGUUCAUGGAGUUCGAGGCUGAGGAGGAGAUGCAGAUUCAGCAGCUGCAGGAGCUGAAUGGCUCCCAGUACCUGCCUCCUGUGGCCCCACCAAAGCCUGACCCCCCAGGGCUCCUGAUCCCCGAGGUUAUCCAGGAACAAGGGUGCAGUGUCCCCAGGAAGGCCUGCCUCGAGGCCACACCCAGCCACCUGUCACCAUCCAGAGCCUCUCAGAGGCCAGACCCCAAGGGGCCAAAGGACAUCCCGCCUGAAGUCAUGCAGGAGUAUGUGGACAUCAUGGAGGGGCUGCUGGGAUAUGGUGGCCAGUGGGCACAGGAUGCCGUCCAGCCCGGACAGGAGGAUGGGGCAUUCCCCGACCUGGGGCUCCUGAGCUACAUGGAAGAGUUGUGCUCCCAGGGGGAAUUUGUCACCAAGGUGGAGGCCGUCCUUCACCCCCAAUUCCUGGCAGAACUGCUCUCCCCAAAACCAGGGAUGGAUCUCUUGGCUCUAAUGGAGGAGCUGGAGCAGGAGGACAGGCUCACCCCAGAUCAGCUGGUGGAGAAGCGCCUCCGGGCCCUGAAGGAGGACAGGGGUGAGGAGGCAGCCCCAGGUCCUGGAGCACCUAUAUUGGGGUCCAGUAAUUAUAAGCCUGUGACCAGCCCAGAUUCAGAGAGACACGACCAUGGCCCCUAUGACAGGAUCAGCUUGGAGACCCACCUCCCAAAGAAGGCUUCCCAGGACUCUGAGGAACACCACAGGGGAGAUGCUGACCUUCUCUGGCCUAAGGACACUGAUAUCUUCCCAGGGCGUGUGGGGCCACUCCCACUAAGCACCACUGGGCCAGCCUCUCCACGCCAGGGACACGGACUCUCUCACCCUUGCCUGGGGACCAGGGGAGCCUCAGGCGGUGUAGGCACCUCGCCAGUCAGGAGGAUGUGCUGGCCAGCAGAUGGGUCCAGUGAGGACGAAGAGCAGCUCCCCAGCCUGGCCUUCUUCAUGGCCUCCCCGCACAGCCUGCUGCCCUGGGUGCCAGCCCUGAGCCCUGCGCCCACCGCAGGCCAUCUCCAUCCUGGAGGUUGCAGGCCCCGGGGAGCAACCAAGGCCCGAUCUGCACACAGAAGAAGCCUGAGCUCAGCUACCCAUCUGCCUUCCAAGUCAAAGAAGCGAGAUGUCAUUGGAGGUUCCAUCCCUAGUAGUAAGAAGCUGAAAGUCUCUGAACUGGACAGUAUUGGUGACAGUCUCAUCCUGGCCAUGCUGCCAACAAACCAUCAGUCUUGCCCCAGGUUUGUUCAGCUGUCAGCCAUUGCCAGCACUGGGCAUAGUCUCGUAGGAAUUGUUCAGUCAAGUGCCAGUAAUCUGAAUAGAAGGCACAGCCUGUGA
Molecule: messenger RNA, 2076 nt
Organism: Tupaia belangeri chinensis (Chinese tree shrew)
Lineage: Eukaryota; Metazoa; Chordata; Mammalia; Scandentia; Tupaiidae
Product: NUT family member 2G
Exons: 9
Coding region: 1-2076 (691 amino acids)
Source: RefSeq, a predicted model, not a curated record